This is a messenger RNA of Anopheles merus, 2298 nucleotides long. RefSeq lists its product as uncharacterized. NCBI's taxonomy places the organism in Eukaryota, Metazoa, Arthropoda, Insecta, Diptera, Culicidae. Bases 109 to 2166 code for a protein of 685 amino acids. The transcript is spliced from 6 exons. The record is from RefSeq and is a predicted model, not a curated record.
UCAACCAUUGAAUUCAUCGCAUCCAUAUCGUAACUCCUUCCCAUCGAAGCCAUCAUUGAACAGUGUGUGUGUGUGUGCGCGCACGAGAUACAGUGCACCGUGGCAAACAUGUCCAAAUUUCUUUCUCUUCGUCGCCCGACGACCAUAUCCAAAUUGGCCCCUUUCGUUCCACAGCAUCCGGAUGCACUGCCGCGGGAAAUCGUUCCACAGUGGGCCGAUCUGCUGCCGUCGGCGAAGCUGCCCGACCGUUGCUGCCCAGUGCACGCUAAGGACCUUUCCCGAGGAGCACUAGGGCAGCCGGUGUGGGAAUUUCCACCCGAGCAUGGGUUUGAUCUGCAGGAUCCGGAGCUUCGGGUGGUUCGCCGGAGCUAUCUUGAGCUGCAUGAUAAGUAUUUGCGCGAGUUCUGGACGGAAGCGCUUAAAAAGAAUUUGAAGCGCCGUGGGCUCAUCAACAAUGAAGAGAGAGUCAUGUGCACGCUGAGGCAGCUCAACCAAUAUCGAAGCUUUCUUUUCCAGCAUUAUCGAUUGCAGUUGAAGCGACUUCUGCAAAAGCUGGGAAGCGAUAAGGCAAUGGAUGACCACAAUGCAAAGGUACAAACGCACAUGGAAACUGUCCCAGACUUUGAGGAAAAGUUGUUCAUCAGACGUAAUCGAGCCGCUGGAAUCUAUAGCAAGAAAAUGGACGGCUGGAAGCAAACCGUUGAAAAGUACAAACAGCAGAUUACAAACAUUGUGAGGAAUAAUGAGCUGAAAAAGCAACAAAAUCUGGCCGAAGGGCACCAGCGUGAUUUGAAGAAUAUGCAUCGUUACUACGAACUUUUGGAUCUUCGCAAAAGGAAACUUCUAAUACUCAAACGACGAUUGCGGGAACGAGACACCUCCCUCCAACGACGACUCCUCAGCAAUCAAAGAAGAAGGCAGGAGAUCAAUGCCCGAAUGCAAAUCGAGCACUUUCGCAUGCACUACGUAGCGUACUUGAAAGAGCGCCACGAAAGCCGCCAGUGUUUGGAAUCCUUCCUCACGCAGAUGCAGCACAAGGUACAGGACCGGAAGGAGAUGUACGAGCGCAAGCACAAAAAGCUGGAGCAAGAGCUGGUGCGGCGCAAAGCGAGAAAUCUAACGGACAAGUACCGCCGGCGCAGCAAAGCCGCACUGGUGCGAGCCCUCCAGCGGGAGUGCAAAAAGAGCGUACUGGCAAAGGUGGGCGGCGGGUCCGGUAGGGCGGUCGCGAUGGCGCAGCAGGAGCGCAUCGAGCGUGCAAUCGAUGCGGCGUACGCCAUUCACACGGCCAUCAGUCCCACGACCAGCAGCACUCAGAUUAUCGAUACCGCCAGCCAGUUCGUGCUCGAUCUGCGCGACAUUCCGAUCGAUCCCUUGCCGCAGGAUCAGCUCAUAACGGCUUACGUCGUGUGUAAGCUGCGUGAAGCGAUGAACGAGAUCGUGGAACGCUCCGUGCAGGAAGCGCGCGAACUAAUAGAGCAAGUGGCGGUUAAAAAAAUCGAAUCCCUCCACCAGGAAGAGCAGACGGUGCGCUCUUCGCUCUCGAGCCAGGGCAGCAUCCCGAAGCUGCCCUCCUUUCUGGCUCGCCCUGGUGACCGCAAUCAGUCCCGCGUGUCGAUGGGCCCGGUAGCGAUCGUGGAACAGUACGAGACGGAAAGCUUCUCGCUGAAAAAGUGCCGCAACCGACCACCGACCCCCGUGACCUCAGUUACCUCGCUGGUCGAGCGUACGUUACGCCAGUCGCACGAGGAACGGGCAAGCAUUAGUGCGCUGGAAGUGACGACCGAGGCAGCGCUGGAUGUGUUGCAGCGCAUCCAGUCCGAUUCCUACCCACUGAUACACGUGAUGCACAGCCAGCGGCGCUAUCUGGAGGGCAACUUGCUCAAGUACCGCAUGAUCGUGCAACCGUACGUCGGUCAGCGUGUGCUGGCCGCCCUCGAUCUGGAACGGUUAGCCAUCGUCAAGGACUUUGCGGACGAAGAGGACGACGAAGGCGAUAACGGUGGGACGAAUGCGGCGCGUGACUCGAUUCUCCAACGCACCGCUAGCGCGCUGUUGCGGUUUCCGGAAAGCAACCGCCAGUACGCAAUCGCUCUCUGCGACACCGUGCACUUGCUAUCAGUGCAGGCGAUUGGAAAGAUCCAGCAAAUACUAAACGCACCAUAAUCAAGGGUGUGACGACAAGUGCGGUUUCGCUUAUCUAGCCAACUAUCAGUUAGUUUUAUUGUGCUUCGGUUCCACGAACAGAACGAUUCCUUUGCAACAGAGAGUCUUAAUAAAACGCGGUUUGUCUUUACA